Messenger RNA from Elephantulus edwardii (Cape elephant shrew), 207 nucleotides. RefSeq lists its product as uncharacterized. Lineage: Eukaryota; Metazoa; Chordata; Mammalia; Macroscelidea; Macroscelididae. The record is from RefSeq and is a predicted model, not a curated record. Bases 1 to 207 code for a protein of 68 amino acids. The transcript has a single exon.
AUGGCCACGGAGGCAGUUCCUUCGACCUUGGCCGUCAAAACCCUAGGACCGGCUGUGAACCUGAGCUCCUACGGGGUCUUCUGCAAGGGACUCUCCCGCACCCUGCUCGCCUUCUUUGACCUGGCUUGGCAGCUGCGCAUGAACUUCCCAUACUUCUACAUCGCAGGCUCCGUGAUACUCAACAUUCGCUUGCAGGUACACAUAUAG